AGGAAGGAGGCGGCGGGAGCGCGCGCGGGGCUGCGGCGGGGCCACGUGCGCCCGGUGCCGUGAGUGGAGCGGCGCCGCCUCCCCUCCGCUCCCGCCGGGCCGCCCGCCCGCCAUGCCCUGACCCCCGCGCCAUGGGACCGGACUUGGGCUGGGCCGCGCUGGUGCUGCUCUUCGCAGCCUCGCUGCUCACAGUGGCGGCCUGGCUGCUGCAGUACUGGCGGUCCGCGGCCCUGCGGGCGCCGCGGCGGCGCGGGGCGGCGGCGGAGGAGGCCGGGGCCCGGGCGCUGCUCGCCGCGCUGCUCGCCCUUCGGUCCCUGCGGGAGCAGUGGCAGCGGGCCUGGGUGCGAGCCCUCAACAGCCAGGCGCGCCGGCACGGGAGUUCAGUGCAGAUCACGUUUGAAGAGGGUCCUCAGUUGCCACCAACCGCAAAUAUAAAUUGUGUGACGUGCAAGGGCCAGUCGGACCACGGCAUGGUGCUGUGCUGCCAUCUGUCAACUGAAGCUGUGAAAUUCCCUGUCUCUGUUACUCAGCAGUCCCCAGUUGCUGUUUCUGUGGACACCUAUCAUGUCACUUUGGCUGUAAUGCAGGCUCAGGUGGAGAUCCACUUGGAGGAGAUAGAGAAUGAGGGUCUCCUGGUGUCAUGGACAUUCAAGGACAGACCAGACUUGGACCUUUUGGUUCUUCCAAGAGUUCAGCUUCCUGAGAAGGAUGAAGGGAGAGCGGAUCUGUCCACGAUAAGGGAUCUGAUCGAGGAUACCAUUGUCAGCACGCAGCCAGCCAUGACAGUGAACCUGGUGGCUUGCACCGCUGGAGCCAGUGCGGUACCCAGCAAUAAGUUGAUUCGAGAGUCCCCGUCCGGAGUAGCAGCAGCCCCUCUGGGUUCUAAGCUGUUGCUCCGGAAUCUUCGAGUGCUGAACUUGGGCUGCCAGGGGAAGGGAGGAGUUGGGGAGAUAUGCUGUGUAGCGGAGCUAGACAGCCCCCCGCAGCAGAAGUGGACAAGGCCGAUGACAGCUGGCAGUGCCAGUGCUGCAGGAGAGAUGGAGUGGAAUGAGGAGCUCUUUCUGGAGUUGGGGCCUAAAAGCAAAGAGCUGAAGCUACAGGUGCUGGGGAAUAGCGACAGAAUGGGAAAUGUGCUGCUGGCACAUGCCACACUUUUGAUUGAUUCUUUGGGCAAACAACCAUCUGGAAGACACGUCUGCUCACUGGUCCCAGGGCCUGGGCAGUCACUGACAGCUGAAGCUACCAUUACAUUGGAGCUGCUAUUCCAGGAGUCUCCUGCAUCUUUGAAUGCUCAGCACACCACAUCUCUGAGAACCAGCAUCACCCCCACUAAGAAGGUGGAGAUGGACCGGACCAUCAUGCCCGAUGGCACCAUCGUGACUACUGUCACCACGAUUCAGUCCCGGCCCAAGGCAGACUGCAAACUGGAUUCACCAUCGAGGUCACCUUCUAAGGUGGAAGUGACUGAAAAGAAGACAACAGUGCUUUUGGAGACUGGCUGUCCUCAUGGCCCCUUGCCCAGCAGUAGCCGGGAUGGCCAUAUGCCCAAUGGUUUGGAUCCAGUGGCUGAGACGGCGAUCAGGCAGCUAACUGAGACAAAUAACAGGACCACCAAGAAGACACCAACAAAACGUAGCACACUGAUCAUCUCAGGAGUUUCCAAGGUACCUAUUGCUCAAGAUGAAAUGGCACUUUCUCUGGGUUAUGCUGCAUCCCUGGAGGCCACAGCGUUUGGGGACUCUGCAGCAGAGAGCACAGCUGACCAGAUGCACGAUUCUACUGAAUCGUCACAGCCGCUGGAAGCGUCACUGCUCAGACAACGGGCCAGUCAGGAGCUGGAUGAGACAACACGUUCAGACAUCUCUGAAAGACCAUCAGUGGAAGAUGUUGAGUCUGAAACUGGCUCCACGGGAGCCCUUGAGACCAGGAGCUUGAAAGAUCACAAAGUUAGCUUUCUUCGGAGUGGUACCAAGCUCAUCUUCCGGAGAAGGAGCAAGCAGAAGGAAGCGGGCCUGAGCCAGUCACACGAUGACUUGUCUAACGUCACUGCCAACUCUGUUGCCAGGAAGAAAGCUGGUAGCUUCUCUCAUCGCCUCAUCAAGCGCUUCUCCUUCAAGUCUAAAUCCAAACCCAAAGGCAGUGACAGCACAUCAGCUGGUGAGAACUGAAGGAGGGAGAAGCCUAUUGGAAAGAUUUCUCAGAGAUCGUUUUAUAGUCUCUUGUCUUCCCACUCCAUGGUAUCUGUGACCUGCAGUCCAGUUCUUUCCAGCCUUGGCUGAGGGAAGGCACCCCAGUGCUUUACACCAUCUGGGGAGUGGAGGUAGCAAACCUGGGACUUAGGCUGCUCGUCUGCCUUGGCUUAGCCUUCUCUGAUUAUUGUACCCCACUGUGCUCUCCCAGAAAAUCCAGGUGUCAUGCUAAUCCCCCUGGGGGUCCCAGGAGCUGCAGAUGUGACUCCACCUGUGUAGCCAUCUGGCAUCAUGAGCUGCCUCUUGGAAAUGGGAGGCAGGUCUCUCAAGUGGCAGCCUUCAGUGUUACAGAUCAAGAAACUACUGGGUGAGCUACAUGGCUGAGAAGUGUGAGAUGUAGCCUCGCUCAGCUCUUUUAACGAGAGAGAAUGAUGCGGUCACUGAUGAUCUAAAUGCUCUUAUUGCUUGUCCUUGGUGCAGAGGCUGUAACCUGAGGUGUGCUCGGGGCCAUGCAUUCCUGGGCUGUGAUCUGGCAGCGGAACAAGCUGUGGUUCUCCACCUGGGAACCAUCCUUGGAACAGUCCCUGGUUCGGACAGCACUGAGGGACCCCUGCUUUCUGUGCUAUGCUGGUGAAGGAAGGAGUCUCUAAGAAGAAGAAAGUUUUAACCACUGCACAAGUUCUUGUAGAAGCCUGGGCCCUUGCAAGAAUGCCUGGUCAGUGCUGUCAGUUCUGCCAUCCUGUGCAUUCACCCUGUGGUGCAGCCCUCCUUCCACAGCCACGUUCUUGAACAGCGAAGGGGCCGUGCUGCAUGUACGGCACCAGCUGUCCUAUGAGCAGAUCCCUUACCCUCGGGAGUGGUUGGGGAUGUUGCCAAAGAGGUGCCAACCUGUCUUCUGGAUCUGUGGAGGGCCCGGCCUCGUGCACUCUCGUGGUUCUCGUGCCAAGGACUGGCACCAUGCUGGGAAUGGAUGGCAAGGAAUAUGGCAAGAAAUGUGGUGAAAGGGCAGUCUGAUGGGGAACCUAAAGGCACGUGGUAGAAAGAGACAAGACUUUACAUGUUUUCACUGAUGAAAGGGUUUCCUGUAAUAGAAGGAACCUUUCUUGAUUGCGUUUGGUAUUUCCUUUCUUCUAGCAAACCCAAUCCACUGCUUUCAAACAGAGGGGGCAUUUCUGCAGUGGUAUUUGCAGAGGGAGGGGCAUGCAGGGGAAAAUCGACUCCUUGUGUGGGAGGAGACCGCCCUUCUAGAUGAAUGGUUGCCUGGUCUCCUGACCGGUGCACAUUGUGAAUAUAAUGUCCCCAGAGGCUCCCUUUGAAGAGCGUAACAAUGCUCUUUGGAGAAACACCCAUGCCCCUGCCAGCAUGCCUAGUUUGAGUGGAAGCUCCUCUUCUCCUGUGGGUUGUAAGGUUAAGGAAGUGGAACAGAGGGGAGGAAACAACUCACGGAAGAUCUGUUGCCUAGGCCUGGCUGGAUUCGCCAGCUUUGCUCCCCUGUCUCAGUACCUCCUGAGGUAAUGGCUAUUGCCCUGCCCAGUGCAGGAUGCUACCAACUGGAAAAGUAGUUCUCUUGAUGGCAUGCAUAAAAUGUGUUGUGUUCUUUGGAAGGACAAAUCCUUACUCAUACUGCUGCCGUGUGCCAUUUCCAAAGACUGGAACGUCUCUGGAUAUUGUGCUGUGAAAGGAUUUACAGGUGAGAGCCUCAGGGUGUCUCUUGGGUGUUUGUGCAGGUAGGGAAGGCCAUAGUCACCUGGGGCUUGAAUUGAAAGUGCCAGUGUGUACCAGCAGGAGGAGGGACUCCUUGUUUUUCCUGCUGAUUCCCCAUGUGAUUGGGCACGUGUGAAAAAUAAGAUUGGUCCAACUGGCUGACCAGGAACCUCUUCAUUUGGUUUGGUGCCGGAGUCUUUGUCAUCCUCAAGCUCUGCCAUGUCUUCUAUCCGUUGUUUCUUUCCUUGUCCACGUAGUACUGUGGCUUUGUUUGCAGUUCCAUGCACUAUGGGUGUUGGAGAAGUCUCUGUUUCUCUCUGAAGAUCAUUUUCCUCGAAGCAAGUGACCAGUUCAUGCUCUGGUGCUGGUGGAACCUGGCAAUCUGUGGCUCUCAUGUAUGGAUCCAGCCACCAGUUGGACGUGGCCUUCCUUUGCUGGGUUGGUGGUGUCACACAUGGUGCUGUCCUUCCCCAGCAUGCCCUUUCUCCCCAGAGUCCUGGGGUUUGGUUCCAGUUUGGCAUUCUCUCUUGCACCUUCCCCUCUAUGAGUUGUAGCUGUGAAAGUAUUUGAUGCUUGAUUUUUGGUUUUUAUUUAUUCUUUUUAAUACCAUGUCAGGUGAGAGUGCUGGCUGAACCCAGACAGCAGUGCUUCUCUAGUGGGAUGACUGGGAAGCCUUGCAGUGGAAACACUGGUUUGAGCGGAAGGGAACUUGCAGAAGAGCCAGCAGCUCAUCAGUUGUGGGUUAAUCACAGGACUUGCCACAAGUCUGUUCUUUAAACUUCAAGAGCAGCUCAAGCUGUUGUGGUGAGGAGCAGCUGGAGGUGAACACCGAGGAUGAUUGGGCUUCUGAAUCGGGGAUCUGGGGCUCAUGUACACUAGGAGGGCUAUGAGGACUGGCCAGCGUUGUUGCUGUGGACUGGAGGCAGAAAAGGUGAGAUUUAUGUCUGACAAACAUGUACCCAGAGUCUUGACCAGCAUGUUUUGGUCUGACUCAGAGGAAGAAGUGAUAGGAAAGGGAGUAAAACUGAAACUUGAGUUCCUCACUGACCUUGGGGACCUUUCUAGCUGUGUUAAAUGGGAAUUCCUGCCAUGUGUCUGUGGGCUUUCCUGUAUUUGUUCCUGGCUGGCUCCAGGCUAUGCCUCCUGUUCACAGUGGAGGUACUGGUUUUGAUUUUGAGCUUUGAUGUGGCAAAGAUUCCUGCACUGUGGUCAGCAGAAUGAAUGGCAGAUGGGAAGCAUGAUGGUAGGGGCACAUCUUCCCUUGAAUUUUUAGCAAUUUUUUUAUCACAGGCAGUAAAGUGCACUGUAAAUUUGUAUCUGGUUAGACAGCUUGCAAAAGAAAGGGGUAUUUUCAAGUGCUGACAGAGCACAUCCCCAAACAUUAAGUCCUGCAUCUGCUUGUGUUUCCUAGUGGAGAUGUAUUUUCUGCCAUUUUGUUUCUUAUCAAAGUCAUACUGAUAUAUUGUAACCUUUUAUAUUCUUUUAAACCUUCCUAGUAAGUGCAGAUUGGUUUUCAAGGUGUUUGGCUAAACUGCUGUUUUAGCUACAAAGGAAUGAGGGGGAAAGGGCUCAUCUGUGUGUAUUGGAAGUUUUUUAGUUCUGAUAUGCUCCUGAUUAACACGUUGAUCCUUCCUCAUCA
Molecule: messenger RNA, 5532 nt
Organism: Pipra filicauda (Wire-tailed manakin)
Lineage: Eukaryota; Metazoa; Chordata; Aves; Passeriformes; Pipridae
Gene: C2CD2L
Product: C2CD2 like
Exons: 14
Coding region: 132-2168 (678 amino acids)
Biological process (GO): positive regulation of insulin secretion involved in cellular response to glucose stimulus
Cellular component (GO): cytoplasmic side of apical plasma membrane
Molecular function (GO): phosphatidylinositol transfer activity; phosphatidylinositol binding
Source: RefSeq, a predicted model, not a curated record